AUGGGCACCCUCAUAUCCGAUAUUUUUGGUCAAAUUGACUCUCACUCUACCAAUCUCAGGACUGAGAUAUCAACGGUCAAAGACAAGCUUGAAAAAUCAAUCGAGAGUAUACAGAAUAAGCUUGACGCCCACGGAGUGGUCGUAUCGGAGCUGGAGUACGGAAAUAUCUGGAAAGGGAAAGGCCCAACAAGAGCAAAAGAAACGGCGUCGCUACAGGCUGCUGUCAAGGAGGUGAAGGCAGGGAGGAGUCUGAGGAAGGAGCCUGAGGGAGGAGCCUGGGGGAGGAGCCUGAGGGAGGAGUCUGAGGGAGGGAGGUGGCUCGUGAGUUUGGUAUACCUCACACCACUAUCCAGGAAGGCAAAGCAGAGGAGGCAGGAGGAACUGCACAGGAAGAGGGAGGAUCUGCAGAGGAAGAAGCAGGAGUUGCAAAGGAAGAGAGAGAAGAUCAAAAAACGCAAGGCUGAGGUGCAGGUAGAAGACCUCGCCGGCGGGCACUGUGCCAUCUGCCGCAACAUCAAGGUAGAAGACCUCGCCGGCGGGCACUGUGCCACCUGCCGCAACAUCAAGGUAGCAGGCCUCGCCGGGGGGCACUGUGCCACCUGCCACAACAUCAAGGUAGCAGACCUCGCCGGCGGGCACUGUGCCACCUGCCGCAACAUCAAGGUAGCAGAUCUCGCCGGGGGGCACUGUGCCACCUGCCGCAACAUCAAGGUAGCAGGCCUCGCCGGGGGGCACUGUGCCACCUGCCACAACAUCAAGGUAGCAGACCUCGCCGGGGGGCACUGUGCCAUCUGCCGCAACAUCAAGGUAGCAGACCUCGCCGGGGGGCACUGUGCCAUCUGCCGCAACAUCAAGGUAGCAGACCUCGCCGGGGGGCACUGUGCCAUCUGCCGCAACAUCAAGGUAGCAGACCUCGCCGGGGGGCACUGUGCCAUCUGCCGCAACAUCAAGAUAGCAGACCUCGCCGGGGGGCACUGUGCCAUCUGCCGCAACAUCAAGGUAGCAGACCUCGCCGGGGGACACUGUGCCAUCUGCCGCAACAUCAAGGUAGCAGACCUCGCCGGGGGACAGUGUGCCAUCUGCCGCAACAUCAAGGUAGCAGACCUUGCCGGGGGACACUGUGCCAUCUGCCGCAACAUCAAGGUAGCAGAUCUCGCCGGGGGACACUGUGCCAUCUGCCGCAACAUCGAGCCACCAAUUGAUGAGAACAACAUUUAUGAGUGGGUGCAGUGGAGUCCCCGUUCAUUUUCUCCACCCGAACAGAAAAAGGGGCAUGCAGGAAUGUCGCAUCUCAUCUUGGGUAGACUGGUAUCAGGCUAUAGCAGCAGCUGCCACGGAUGCGUGGAUAAACAUCUGUUCCUCAACAUGUCUGUCUUCCGCACACCAAGAUUCCUCCUGGUGCCACAGGCCCUCAGCGUGUCACUGUACAAGGGAGAGGAUCAAGCUACGAGGCCAAAUGCAGGCUAG
Messenger RNA from Oncorhynchus nerka (sockeye salmon), 1467 nucleotides. RefSeq lists its product as uncharacterized. The record is from RefSeq and is a predicted model, not a curated record. The transcript is spliced from 5 exons. Lineage: Eukaryota; Metazoa; Chordata; Actinopteri; Salmoniformes; Salmonidae. The coding region runs from base 1 to 1467 and encodes 488 amino acids.